AUGAGCACUCCGAGUCCAACAUCUUCCACCUUGGCCCCGCCUCGGGUUGACCACGAAACAUUUACAGUGAGUUUUGUCAAUACCCUGUCUUUUCAAACAUCAAAUAAUUUGAUUGUUUAAUUUUAGGGAGUAGCUUGGGGCGGUACAGCACUAUCCUUCCUUUUUGUAGUCUUCAGGAUCUCUGUCAGGGUACGCACCUUCAAACGACUUUCACCUGACGAUUUAUGCGUCAUUGCAGCGUGGCUACUACUUCUAUCUUCAGCCAUCGUCUGGCAGAAUAUUAUCAAAGACAUGUUCGAGCUGCUUGCGGCUGGGAGGGUGAACCUUCAUCCCCUUCCAGAAGGGUUCGAAACGCGUGCUCAAAAUGCUCUGCGGGACUCCGCGGCCUUCACAGUACUAUUCUAUAGUACUUUGUGGUUGAUAAAACUUUCUUUCCUACUCUUCUUUGGACGAUUGUUGGAGAACGUGGACUCUUUUAUCUGGCCACGGCGCAUUGUGAUCGUGUUUGUUCUCGCAACUUGGACCAUAUGUAUUGGUACAAUUCCGUAUCCAUGUAUGGUUCCUAGCUUUGCAAAAAUAGUUAAAGAGUGUGCAUCUUCCUCUGCAACAUCAUUUUAUCACUUCACACUUGCCUUCAAUUGCAGCAUGGAUGUCUUGACAGACAUAAUGAGUAUGUCAAUAGAUUUACCUCCAUCUGAGUCAAGGGAAAUAACCACGAACUAGUUAUGGCCAUACCAUUUUGCAUCCUUUGGACUGUACGCUUAAGUCGAAAGAAAAAGCUGGCAUUUGCUGGCAUUUUCUCACUCGCCGUAAUAACGAUGAUUUUCGCAAUCGUUCGCGUUGCAGUUAACAUUGGGAGCCCGCACUCGACCUUGUUCGAUCAGAGUUGGCUAUACACCUGGAGUCUUAUUGAGCAAACCGUUGGUAGGUUCUAAUUUGAAAGGUUUCUUGAGGGUUUUGUUCCAAUGGCUAAUAAUUGCAGCCAUCAUAGUUGCUUGUCUUGCUUCGUUCCGUUCUCUAUUCGCUCGCAACAACAUUUCUCAGCCAGCCCCUCCAGAUCCACACGAGAGUUAUCAGAAUGACCAGAAUAGGCAAAGGAAAAAGCGUUUGUUCGAUGUCCACUUUGGUCUUUUGUCUCGCCUAACAGCUCCUUCUACAUACGCGGAUAUAACCGAGACAACCUCCCGCGGUACUGCAUCAGAAGAUGUAUUGCUUCAUUCCCAGAAAAUUAAUAUGCGGCAAGACGUUGAGCUCCAAUCCUCUGAGUUACAGGCUCAGGCUACAUAA
Molecule: messenger RNA, 1287 nt
Organism: Sclerotinia trifoliorum
Lineage: Eukaryota; Fungi; Ascomycota; Leotiomycetes; Helotiales; Sclerotiniaceae
Source: the annotation of a GenBank genome assembly